Magnolia sinica is the source of this 5431-nucleotide messenger RNA. RefSeq lists its product as uncharacterized. The transcript is spliced from 24 exons. The record is from RefSeq and is a predicted model, not a curated record. Gene Ontology annotation, cellular component: autophagosome membrane. Gene Ontology annotation, molecular function: protein binding. The coding region runs from base 300 to 5189 and encodes 1629 amino acids. Gene Ontology annotation, biological process: autophagosome assembly. Lineage: Eukaryota; Viridiplantae; Streptophyta; Magnoliopsida; Magnoliales; Magnoliaceae.
UCUUCAUUUCUUCCUCUCGCUUCUCCUCUCUCCAAACUCUCCACUGAAAUGUUCUCUCCUUGGAAUCCCCAUUCCUAGGAAAAUUUCUCUUGCAUCCUUAUCUCUGCCGCUGACAAAAUACAGAUCUGAAAUUCACGAUCCGAUCCAAAGCUUCUCGUUGGAUGAUGACUCCGGCCCCACUUCCAGAUCUCUCUCCGUCGUUUAAAGAUCCGAGUAGGAUAGCGCCGAGAAGGCAAUAAAAUUCUUCUGAUCUCCGGCAAUACCUAGCUGGAAUUGAGAAAAGAGAAUACAGAGAAACGAUGGAGUGGACCACGGUCCAGCAUCUCGAUCUCCACCAUGUCGGCCGUGGUCUCAAACCCUUGCAGCCCCACACUGCCGCAUUUCAUCCCAGCCAGGCGAUCAUCGCUGCUGCCAUCGGGACCUACAUCAUUGAAUUUGAUGCUUUGACUGGAAGCAAGAUUACUUCAAUUGACAUUGGUGCCCCAGCUGUGCGUAUGGCAUACAGCCCUACCAGUGGGCAUGCUGUGAUUGCUGUUCUUGAGGAUUGCACAAUCCGGUCCUGUGAUUUCGACACGGAGCAGACGUCUGUGUUACAUUCACCUGAAAAGAGGACAGAACAAAUCUCUUCGGAUACAGAAGUCCAUCUCGCACUGACUCCACUCCAACCUGUUGUGUUCUUUGGUUUUCAUAGACGGAUGAGUGUGACAGUUGUUGGAACUGUUGAAGGGGGCCGGGCACCAACGAAGAUAAAGACGGAUCUUAAAAAACCUAUUGUCAACCUUGCAUGCCAUCCACGUCUACCUGUCCUGUAUGUAGCUUAUGCUGAUGGUCUAAUUCGAGCUUACAACAUUCAGACGUACGCUGUUCAUUAUACAUUACAACUUGAUAAUACCAUUAAGCUCAUUGGUGCUGGUGCCUUUUCUUUUCAUCCAACCUUGGAGUGGAUUUUUGUUGGUGAUAGACGGGGUACACUUUUGGCAUGGGAUGUGUCAACAGAGAGACCAAAUAUGAUAGGAAUUACACAGGCAGGUUCCCAUUCAAUAAUAAGUAUUGCUUGGAUCUCCAUGCUGCGGGUUCUUGUCACUCUUUCUAAGGAUGGGACUCUCCAAGUGUGGAAAACACGCGUAUCUGUUAAUCCAAAUAGGCAGCCUAUGCAAGCAACCUUUUUUGAGCCUGCUGCAAUUGAAUCUAUUGAUGUCACCCGAAUAUUAACUCUACAGGAUGGGGAGGCUGUUUAUCCCCUACCCAGAAUUAAAUCUUUAGUCGUUCACCCAAAGCUAAAUCUAGCGGCAUUGCUGUUUGCAAAUAUAGCAAGUGGAGAUGUGAAAAAUAGGACUGCAUUCACUAGGGAAGGAAGGAAGCAACUUUUUGCAGUUCUACAAAGUGCAAGGGGAUCCACAGCCACAGUUUUGAAGGAAAAACUUUCAUCUCUUGGUUCAUCCGGAAUUUUAGCUGAUCACCAGCUCCAAGCACAGCUACAGGAGCAUCACUUGAAGGGAAAUUUCUUUUGUGCCAGACAAAGUCAGCUUACCAUAUCAGAUAUUGCCCGGAAGGCCUUUCUGCACAGUCAUUUCAUGGAAGGGCACGCCAAAGGUGGUCCAAUCUCUAGGUUGCCUCUCAUCACUAUCUCGAAUACUAACCAUCAUUUGAGGGAUGUUCCUGUUUGCCAGCCAUUUCAUUUGGAGCUGAAUUUUUUCAAUAAAGAGAACCGAGUUCUUCAUUAUCCUGUCAGGGCAUUUUAUAUCGAUGGCGUCAACCUUAUGGCAUAUAAUAUCUGCUCUGGAGUGGAUAAUUUAUACAAGAAGCUUUUUUCCAAUAUUGCUGGAAAUGUUGAAUGCUGUCCUAGGAGCAUACUUUACAGUUCAAAGCAACACCUGUUUCUCAUUGUUUUUGAGUUCAAUGGUUCUGCAAAUGAAGUUGUAGUUUACCAAGAACUGACUGAUUUCCAGUCAGCCAAUAAUAAAGGAAACACAAUAAAAGGUCGAGAUGCAGCAUUUAUUGGCCCUAACGAAAACCAGUAUGUAAUUCUGGAGGAUGACAAGACUAGCCUGGCUUUGUAUAUUCUGCCGGGGGUGGCUGUUAAAGGAGCUGCUGAAAAUAAUGGAGCACUUGAUCCAAACUCAUUUGCUGAAGCUAAUGUUGGGACUGAACGGGGCCCUCUGCAGUUUGCUUUCGAAUCUGAAGUUGAUCGCAUAUUUUCUGCACCACUAGAAUCAACUGUCAUGUAUGCUUGUCAUGGGAACCAUAUUGGGUUGGCUAAGCUGGUUCAGGGAUACCGCAUUUCAACUGAUGAUGGUCAAUAUAUAUCAACCAAAACAGAAGGGAAAAAGUCAAUCAAAUUGAAAGUCAAUGAAGUUGUACUCCAGGUUCACUGGCAAGAAACUCUAAGAGGUCAAGUUGCGGGAAUAUUGACCAGUCACAGGGUAUUGAUUGUUUCCGCAGAUCUAGAGAUCUUGUCAAGCAGUUCUACCAAAUUUGACAAAGGAGUCCCUUCAUUUAGAUCCCUUUUAUGGGUUGGGCCUGCACUUCUCUUUUCUAGUGCAACUGCAGUUAGUCUGCUUGGAUGGGAUAGCAAAGUUCGGACUAUCCUUUCAAUUAGCAUGCCCUAUUCUGUGUUGGUUGGUGCCUUGAAUGAUCGGUUAUUGCUCGUGAACCCUACUGAUAUAAAUCCAAGGCAAAAGAAAGGAGUCGAGAUUCGGAGCUGUCUUGUAGGACUUCUUGAGCCCCUGCUUAUUGGAUUUGCUACCAUGCAACAAAAUUUUGAGCAGAAGAUUGACCUGUCAGAGAUCCUGUACCAAAUAACAUCCAGGUUUGAUAGCUUACGCAUUACGCCAAGGUCUCUUGAUAUUCUUGCUAGAGGUUCACCUGUUUGUGGGUAUCUAGCCUUAUCAUUAUCCCAAGCAGGUUCGCAGUUCACUCAGGUAUCGCGGUGCAUCUAUGCAAUCAAAGCCCUCCGCUUUUCUACAGCUUUGUCAGUUUUGAAGGAUGAGUUCCUGCGUUCAAGAGAUUAUCCACAAUGCCCUCCCACAUCUCAUCUGUUCCAUCGCUUCCGCCAAUUGGGAUAUGCCUGUAUCAAGUAUGGUCAAUUUGAUAGUGCAAAAGAAACUUUUGAGGUUAUUGCAGACUUUGAAAGUAUGCUUGAUUUGUUUAUUUGCCACCUCAAUCCAAGUGCCAUGCGGCGUCUUGCUCAGAAGCUAGAAGACACCGGUACUGAUUCAGAGCUAAGACGAUACUGUGAGAGGAUUUUAAGAGUUCGCUCUACUGGAUGGACACAAGGCAUUUUUGCUAACUUUGCUGCGGAAAGUAUGGUUCCUAAAGGGCCAGAAUGGGGUGGUGGGAACUGGGACAUCAAGACGCCCACUGAAUCAAAGGCUAUUCCUCAGUGGGAACUAGCUGGAGAGGUGAUGCCAUACAUGAAGACAAGUGAUGGCACCAUUCCAUCCAUUAUUACAGACCAUAUCGGUGUUUACCUUGGUGCGAUUAAAGGAAGGGGCAAUGUAAUAGAGGUAACAGAAGGUAGUUUGGUUAAAGCGAUUACAGCCCCUGGCAGUGGAAACCAGCCAAAUGGCUUGCAAACAUCUUUGAUUAAAUCACAACCCAACAAAGCCAAUGGAAUGGCUGAUGGCGCUUCAAAAGGUAACCCUACGGUUGGGAUGGAAACCUUAGCCAGGCAAUUAGCGGGUGCUGCUGCUGGAGAUGAGCAGGCAAAAGCUGAAGAAGAAUUUAAGAAAUCCCUUUACGGUGUUGCUGAUGGUAGCAGCAGUGAGGAGGAUGAAGGAACGGUAAAGACCAAGAAGAUCCAAAUAAGAAUCCGUGAUAAGCCAGUUGCAGCUCCUACGGUGGAUGUAAAUAAAAUCAAGGAAGCCACAAAACAAUUUAAACUUGGUGAGGGGCUGGGCCUGCCUAUGAGGACCAAAUCAUUAUCAGGGGGAUCUCAAGAUCUUGCACUUAUGUUAUCACAACCUUCUCCUACGACUGCUGCUGUUCCUCCAAUGACCAGCACUGCUCCUCCUCCUGCUGCUGCUGCAUUUGGAAACGAUCUUACACUGCUUACACCAACGCCAGCAACGCAGCCUACGUCAGCGGCACAGCCAGCCUCAAUGAUUAUGGGUGUAGGAAUUUCAGCUGGGCCCAUCCCAGAGGACUUUUUCCAGAAUACGAUAUCAUCUAUGCAGGUUGCUGCCUCUUUACCUGCUCCAGGAGCAUACAUAUCAAGGUUGGAUCAGAAUCCUCAAGGAGGCAAUAGCAAUACACCUUCUACCCAGGUUAAUGUGGUGACUGAUAUUGGUCUUCCCGAUGGCGGUGUUCCACCCCAGUCAUCCCCACCAUCUGUGUCCCUCCAGUCAAUUGGACUGCCUGAUGGUGGCGUCCCGCCGCAACCACAAGUUCGGGCAGCUCAGAUUCCAAUUCCCUCACAGCCUGUUGAUCUCAGUGCCCUUGGAGUUCCAGGGCUCAACACAGGUGCAGAUGCUGCAAAAUCAGCUCAUCCUGCAUCCCCACCAGCAGCUGUUCGCCCUGGCCAAGUUCCCCGUGGGGCUGCUGCUGCAGUAUGCUUUAAAACGGGACUUGCUCACAUAGAGCAGAAUCAACUUCCAGAUGCAUUGUCUUGUUUGGAUGAAGCUUUCCUAGCUUUGGCUAAGGAUCAUUCGCGUGGAGCUGACAUAAGAGCUCAAGCCACCAUCUGCGCUCAGUACAAGAUUGCAGUUGCCCUUCUUCAGGAAAUAGGGCGUCUGCAGAAGGUUCAAGGGCCUAGUGCAAUCAGUGCAAAAGACGAAAUGGCAAGGCUAUCACGCCAUCUUGGUUCUCUGCCGCUUCAAGCAAAGCACCGCAUAAAUUGCAUAAGAACCGCCAUAAAACGGAACAUGGAGGUUCAAAACUACACAUACGCAAAACAGAUGCUUGAUCUCCUCCUCUCUAAAGCACCUGUAAACAAGCAGGAUGAACUGAGGAGCUUGAUCGACAUGUGCCUUCAGCGAGGGUUGUCCAACAAGUCUAUUGACCCGCUAGAAGAUCCUUCUCAGUUCUGUGCUGCUACUCUUAGCCGUCUGUCAACCAUCGGACACGAUGUUUGUGAUCUCUGUGGUGCCAAAUUUUCUGCACUGUCGACACCUGGAUGUAUCAUCUGUGGGAUGGGAAGCAUUAAAAGAUCGGAUGCACUUGCUGGGCCAGUUCCAUCACCGUUUGGGUGAGAUCUUUGUCACAGAUGUAAGGAGAGAGUCAUCAUGUUUUCAUAUAUAUAUAUAUAUAUAUAUAUAUAUAUAUAUAUAGUCCAAUUCUUUUGUUGGGGGUGUUUUGCUGCAGAACCGAAGACAAAACUCAAUUACUCAGUGUGACCCAUUAAUCUAGACCUGGCGAAAAACAGCAGUUUUGGACCUUUGGUCUAAAUGUUGUAAAAUAUAUUGUUUUGUCGUACCUAUGAUCUCUUUUGCCA